This is a messenger RNA of Hydatigera taeniaeformis, 861 nucleotides long. The record is from the annotation of a GenBank genome assembly. NCBI's taxonomy places the organism in Eukaryota, Metazoa, Platyhelminthes, Cestoda, Cyclophyllidea, Taeniidae.
AUGACCGUGGACGACAUUUGCUACCUGGUCGGUGACAUGGUAGAUCUUUACACCAACCAUUGUCAACACCGAUCUGCUUCCUUCUCCUCUUCUUUCAACACGCUCGAAGGUCGUCAAAGCUCACCACAGUCCCUUUCGCGAUCCACUUCCAUUGCGGCCUAUCUAUUGCGCUUGCGUGCACUCAACAUAAGCGGAGCGGUGCUAACUGUGUGCAGCCUAAACGAGUCGCUAAGACGCGAAAUCGGUAUGACAUUCAGCGACUGGCAAAUUUUCUCCACUCUCAUCACUUACCUCAAGCGACUAGAGGGACGUGCACCAACCCCGCCUUCAUCUGUCCCACCUCCGCCUCCACACGGUUGCCAGUGUGCACGUUCCAUGGGGGACCUGGCCAACAUUCACACACACCGACACCACUUUCAUCUGGCGCAGCACAAAACGCCUGUUCUCUGUAGACCUAAUGUCGGUGCCUGGACAUCUGAAUCCAUCCUGGCCGCCGCCACGCCGCAUCAGCACUGGCACCACCCCCGAGACUCAUCGCCUUCACCAAUCAACGGACAAAGCAGCGCCAGCAUCAGCAGCAGCAGUAGCAGCAUGGAUACCACCACUUGUACCUCCAAUAGCCCCCAUUGGCACGGACCUAAACCACAUCUACCACCACCACCACCACCACCACCGCCACCACCUCCGCAACAACAAAUAAUUGAAGAGGAAGUGUGUCGCCUCUCUGGAGGUAGCUGCUCCAUCUACUCCGCUGAACUCUCCUAUUCUCCCUCUCCCUCCUCCUCCGCCGUCACGGUGCCAUCUGCUUCCUCCUCACCCUCACCCUCCAUUUCCUCUCUCCACUCCUCCAACGAAAAGUGA